AAUCAUCUUUUUACAAUAGUGCAGCCUACUACUCAAUUAUAAAAUAAAAUUCACUACAGACUGUCAUCGCAGCGUCGUGAAUUUGUAGCUGGGCAGAAUGAAUUUGCGCUGGUCUGAUCUGGGUUCAGCGAUGGUGUGGGGUGCUGCUGUCCUCAUGCUGAGCCUGGUGGUGGAUGUGGAAGGGGGCGGGACUUAUGUGGCGGCGGUGUACGAACACCACCCGGUUCUGAACCCGCAGCCCAAGGUUCCGCUCAGCCGCAGGGAAGCUCUGGAGCACAUGAAGCAGAACCUGGAUGUGUUUGAGGAGCAGACUGCUGCUGCAGCCAAACAGGCUGAUCUCAGAAUUCUCUGCUUGCGCUGCCAUGAUGAACUUCCAGAAGACUAAUAAUGGGGCUCAGAUCAUUGUGUUUCCAGAAGACGGUAUCCAUGGCUUUAACUUCAGCAGGAAGUCCAUCUAUGGAUACUUGGAAAUGGUGCCAGACCCCACUGUUGUGAGCUGGAACCCCUGUUCUGACCCCACCCUCUUCCCCAACACUGAGGUUCAGCAUCGUCUCAGCUGUAUGGCCAAGAACCACAGCCUGUACCUGGUGGCCAACAUGCCAGGGCUUGAGGAGUGUGACCCCCAUGCCCUGCCCUGCCCCCCGGACGGGCGCUACCAGUUUAACACAGACGUGGUGUUCAGUGCCAGCGGCGCGCUGGUGGCCCGGUACCGCAAACGGAACCUGUACUUUGAGUUUGAGUUUGACACGCCGAGCGACCCCCAGCUCAUCACCUUCGACACGCCCUUCGCCGGCCGCUUCGGCCUGUUCACCUGCUUCGACAUCCUGUUCUACGGCCCGGCCGUGCAGCUGGUGGAGCAGCUGGGCGUGAGGCAGCUGCUGUUCCCCACGGCCUGGAUGAACCAGCUGCCCCUGCUGGACUCCGUGCAGUUCCACCGCUCCUUCUCCUACGCCACCGCCACCACCCUGCUGUCCGCUAACCUGCGCCUGGACGCAGCGGGAAUGACCGGCAGCGGCAUCUUCACCCCCUGGGAGGCGCUAUAUCACCACGCGGGGGCGGAGCCUGAGGCCGGCCGGCUGCUGGUGAAGGAGGUACCCGUGCUGGACUCCCUCAGGCCAGACCUUCAACCCCACCCCCUCCCCCCCCCAUUCUCAGGGUACCAGGAGCCCCAGUACUGCCUGCAGGGGGGCGGGGAGUGCCAGGGGACCGGCCCUGAGGAGUGGGGUCCCCCUGUGGAGCCAGCUGCCCCUGGCACCCCCUUCAAGUCAGAGAUGAUGAACGACAAUUACAGGAUGGUGCUCGUCGAGGGCCGGGAGGGAAACCUGACUGUGUGCGAUGAGGGCCUGUGCUGCCACCUGCUGUUCCGCCGGCGCACUGCGCCCCACGAGCUGUAUGCCCUGGCGGCCUUCGACGGGCGGCACUCGAAGAACGGACUGCUGUACCUGCAGGUGUGUGCGCUGGUGAGGUGCAGUGGGCCGGGGCGGGAGAGCUGUGGGGCUCCGGUCCUCCAGGCCAGCACGCUGCUGGACUUCCGGCUGCUGGGCGCGUUCCGCACGCCCCACGUGUUCCCGAGCCUGCUGGCCAGCGGGGUGCGGCUGGACCGGCCGGACCGCUCCGGGCACGAGGCGCGCGGCUUCUACAUGAGCCGGCGGGGCAUGGAGCACGGCCUGCUGACCGCCGCGCUGUACGGCCGAGUGUACGCCCGUGACCACGGCAACCUCACCGAGACCCCCACCAACGUCACUGAGACCACGGCAACCUCACCGAGACCACGGCAACCUCACCAAGACCACGGCAACCUCACCGAGACCCCGCCAACCUCACCGUGACCACGGCAACGUCACUGUGACCCCGCCCAUGACCACGCCCCACAUGUCACCGAGACACACACAGUCCUCCGGUGUUAAUGAAAGAAAGAUUUCAAUAAAGAUUGUCAAUAGACUUAAAA
Conger conger (European conger) is the source of this 1948-nucleotide messenger RNA. RefSeq names its product biotinidase (gene btd). NCBI's taxonomy places the organism in Eukaryota, Metazoa, Chordata, Actinopteri, Anguilliformes, Congridae. The transcript is spliced from 5 exons. Bases 294 to 1829 code for a protein of 511 amino acids. The record is from RefSeq and is a predicted model, not a curated record. Gene Ontology annotation, molecular function: hydrolase activity, acting on carbon-nitrogen (but not peptide) bonds, in linear amides.